UUUCCCCUGCGUUUGGCGCCAUUUUUCAUUGUUCAUAGAAUUAAAAUCUCAAUUUCGUUAUUUAAAUUUUGAACCUACCACUAUCCACUUCAUUACUUAGUUGUACAAUUAUUUUUGAAGAACUAAUAAAAUAAGUACAUAUAUCAAAUUAUCAGUCGUUUGACAUUCAAAUUGCUCGAAUAAUUCCAAAACGAACUCUACUUAAAUUCAGUUGUUUUGGUUUGUAUUUCAUAAUUUUAAACUACUUUUCGCGUCUUUUUGUGGGAGCAAUGCAAGGCCAAGGCGAAGUCAUUUUAAAAUUCAGUCGACUUUCUGAACAUGCUUUCCCGCCAGUCAGAGGAUCGGAGAAGGCAGCUGGUUAUGACUUAAAAAGUGCAUACAACUAUACUGUACCAGCAAGGGGUAAGGAACUAAUCAAAACAGACUUGCAAAUUGAGCUGCCAUCUAAAUGCUAUGGCAGAGUUGCACCACGUUCAGGAUUGGCUGUCAAAAAUUUUAUAGAUGUUGGAGCUGGUGUCAUAGAUGAAGACUACAGAGGUAAUAUUGGGGUGGUUCUGUUCAACCAUUCUGAUCAAGAUUUUGUUGUCAAGAAGGGUGACAGAAUUGCACAGCUUAUAUGCGAGAGGAUUUAUUAUCCAACAUUGCAAGAAGUUGCUAAUUUAUCUGAAACUAACAGGGGAGAUGGAGGGUUUGGUUCAACUGGAAGCCAGUAAAUAAACAACUAUAUAUUUUUCAGUAUCAUAUUCAUAAUAAAUAUUAUAAAA
Pieris rapae (cabbage white) is the source of this 764-nucleotide messenger RNA. RefSeq names its product deoxyuridine 5'-triphosphate nucleotidohydrolase (gene dUTPase). The record is from RefSeq and is a predicted model, not a curated record. Gene Ontology annotation, molecular function: magnesium ion binding; dUTP diphosphatase activity. The transcript has 3 exons. The coding region runs from base 270 to 713 and encodes 147 amino acids. Lineage: Eukaryota; Metazoa; Arthropoda; Insecta; Lepidoptera; Pieridae. Gene Ontology annotation, biological process: dUMP biosynthetic process; dUTP catabolic process.